This is a messenger RNA of Glycine soja, 1150 nucleotides long. RefSeq names its product NDR1/HIN1-like protein 1. NCBI's taxonomy places the organism in Eukaryota, Viridiplantae, Streptophyta, Magnoliopsida, Fabales, Fabaceae. The coding region runs from base 174 to 839 and encodes 221 amino acids. The transcript has a single exon. Gene Ontology annotation, biological process: defense response to other organism. The record is from RefSeq and is a predicted model, not a curated record.
AAAAAUUAGUCCAUUGUGGUAGAUCCAUUUGAUAUUUGGUUAAAUUAUUGCUCUGGCUAUAUAAGGCACACAUAAUGCAAGAAACAUUCUCCUCAGGGUGAAUAUCCACUACACGCAAAGCAAAACACACCUCCACAUUCACCCUUAGUCCUCACUCAACAAACAAAUUAGCCAUGAGCACCAAGGAGUGCUGCCACCACGACGAGGAGCGGCGUCAGCUCCCCCGCCGCGUAUUCGCCGCGAUCCUCGGCUUCAUCCUCCUCAUCCUCCUGGUGAUCUUCCUCAUCUGGAUCAUCCUCCGCCCCACCAAACCCCGCUUCAUCCUCCAAGACGCCACCGUCUACGCCUUCAACCUCUCCUCCACCGGCGACACCCCUUCCCCCAUUACCCCAACCCCCAACACCCUCACCCUCACCAUGCAGGUCACCCUCGCCGCCUUCAACCCCAACCACCGCAUCGGAGUUUACUACACCAAACUCGACGCCUACGCCGCCUACCGCGGCCAGCAGGUCUCCGUCGCCACCUCCCUCCCCGCCACCUACCAGGGCCACCGCGACACCUCCGUCUGGUCCCCCUACCUCUACGCCACCGCCGUCCCCGUCUCCCCCUUCACGCUCCAGAUCCUCCAGCAGGACAAAACCUCCGGAGGAAUUCUGGUCAACGUAAAAGUCAACGGAAGAGUCAAGUGGAAGGUCGGAACUUGGGUUUCCGGAAUUUACCAUAUUAAUGUCAACUGUCCGGCGUACCUCAGGCUCGCCGGCGACCGGGACGACGCCAUCGGAUUUGCCGGUCCGGCCGUGAAGUUUCAGCUCUUCCAAACAUGCAUUGUUGAUGUCUAGUUUAGUAAUUAUAUUCUCCAUAUACCAACAACUGAGAAGUUCUAAAGUCAGAGACAGACUCAAGAAAUUUCAGCAAUGCAUGAAGCCAUGAACAGUGAUAUCUAUGUGUAAACCAAGUAGUUUGCUUGCAUUGCUAUAGUUGUUAUAGUUCUUACUUUCUUUCUCUUAAUUAUUCUCAACCACCCUCUUCAUACAUAAUGCUCUCUUUUUUCUUUUUAUGUUUUUAAUUUCUUUUUUCGGAAGUAUUUUGGAUAAAGUCGAUAUCCUUCAGUUUAUAUAUAUGAAAAUGUUUUUGUUAUUUUUGUUCCUUA